GGAGCCUGCCCAGCCCCGCCGCAGCCCCAGCGCGGUGGCCGCGCAGUCGGGUCGGACGGGCUCCGGCAGCAGGGCGGGAUGGACGUGGCCCUGGACUUGUACGUGGCCGUCCCGCUGCUCUUCACGGUCCUGGCCCUCGUCCUCGCCUCCGUCUUCGUGAGGCUGCGGGGAACCGACGGGGAGCGGCCCCGGGAGCCGCCGGCGGCUGAACCGGCUCGGGAGAGCGGCCCCGAGGACCAAGCGGCGGCGGGGCCGGAGGCCGGGAAGGAGCGGCUGCCGGUGGAGGAGGUCGGGGCGGUCGAGGAGGGGAAGGAGGAGGCGGCUGCCGAGCAGCGGGAGGAGGCGGCGGAGGAGCCGGGCCCCGCGGCCGAGCCCAGCCCCGCGGCGGCCGAGAGCAUCCCCCGGCAGCCGCCUGCAGAGCCCCGAGAGCCUGAGCCCCGCGAGGAUGCGCAGAGCAAGAUACCACCUGUGGAAGCCUCAGCUGGCUCCAGCCUCGGGCAGCCGGGACAAGUGGAGGAUGCAGGAGACAACACAGCCCUUCCCAUCAGGGCAGAGGGGGAAGAUCUGGACCCGGGAAAAGAGAAGCUGGUGGUGAGAGAGCCGGAGGAUGAGGAUGCUGCAGAUGGGACAUUCUCUUUUAAAUACAGUCCUGGAAAGCUGAGGGGAAACCAGUACAAGUCAAUGAUGACCAAAGAAGAGCUCGAGGAAGAACAAAGGAUUGAGCUGACCUCUGAUCUCACAUCUCUGUAGCAAGUACCUUAGGUCCUCGGCCACAAACAUUCUUGCAAAUCUGUUUGAACUGAAGACUAUAUGAAGUUGUCCCUAGCCUCCUCCUAAAGGCAUCCCUUGGCAUCUUUAAAGGCUUGAAAUACCAAAACCAACCAAACACACCCAUAAGAGAAAUCCAUAAACCCUCAAAACUUGGGAUCUCCUCUUGGUCCGAAGUUGAGUUCUUCAAAAACUUCUGUGCUGUCAAGCUUGAGGAGAUCCUGUUGUGUGGCUCCAGGGACUGGGGCUGGGCCCAAGCAGUGACUUGAGUUGUGUUUAGGGGACAGGGAUGAACCUUAUUCCCUGUCCCCAAAACAGAACCCAUAUUGGACACUAAAUAUGCAGCAAGUCUAUUAGUUGUGUUCAUUACUACUUAUUAGGCCUGCUAUGAAAUCUCUGCUGUUCCUUUCUUGGGGGUGUGAACCAUAGCUCUUCUCCCAGACCAGCCUGGACCUUAUAUCAGAUGAUGAAGUUGUUUCUUCCUGGGGCUAAACUCCUCUUUCUUGCUGGGGGGGUGGGAACUGCCUGUGAUUUGUUGUACAGAGCUGCUUUAUUCCAAGGGGUGGAAGAACAAGUGGAGUUGAAGCAAGGGAUGGCAGGUGGUAGCUGGACUGACUCAAAUCUUGCUUCUGGAGUUAUUUUAGCUGAGAGCUGAUUCUGUAGGCAGACAGAAGACUCGAGAAGUGACAGAGAUUGAUAGUUUAGCUGUUCUGCUUGUGAUGCGGGUUUAGGAGACCACACUUUGGCUGCUGCUAACACCUGGAUUCACACUUUCCCUUACUUCAUUUCCCAAGAGGAGAGACCUGAGGUGGUAGCUACAGAAUCAGGGGUUCCCUCUAGCUCCAGAUGAGAUAGUGGGGGUCCUGGAAGAGACACCUUCCCCAUUCCCUUGCCUGCUUGCUGCUCCAGUGCCCUCUUCUCUUGCUAGCCUUGUGGCUUGCCCACUGGAGCCAGAGCUCAGCAUUGCUCCUCUGCUCUGCCAUGCGUAGAAGAUGAAUUCGGCCUGGUGCAUGUAACAGCUUCAGGCAUUGCAGGUUCCAAAUCAAACCCAGCUGGUUUGUGAGGAUGAGACGAGGGUCUGAGUCCUCUUUAGUGAUGCUGUAAAACAUGUUUCUCUUUCACUGCCGGAUAGCUGCCUCUUGGCUAACGCUGCAAACAUAUCACAAACCCAAAAAGCUGCUUUUUUGUUUUCGUUUUCAAUUCCUAUGCAGACAAUACUUGAAACCUUGUACACAGUUGUCCUUUCCAGCGCCUGGGGUUGGCAAACUCUUCACAAAAGGGCUCAUUUAAAGAACAGCAGGAGGCUUCAGCUUUAGAAGCAGCUGCUCCUUCCCAGCCAACAACUGCAAGCGUGUCCAGGGCUUUGCAUAUGAAUUUAGGCACAUCUGGACCCUCUGCUUCACCACCCUUCUGGUCCAGCCACUGUCUCCCUCGGUGCUGGCUGACUCUGUGUCCUGAGCACCCAACUAUGCAAAGAAUGCCUUAUAUAUGUUGUGUUGAAGUUACGUGGCAAUACAUACAUCGAGCAAAGUCUAUAGUUGAGUCCAGAGUUUUGCUAGUGGCAGUGAGUCAGACUAUAUUUCCUCAACUCCAAAGGCUGUCUGGGUGUUUUCUACUUGUGUUCAUUUUGUUUGUUUCGUAUCUGAUGGUGGCUCUUACACAAAGGACUGUCAUUCUAGUGGCUUGAAUCUGUAAAAAAUUGCCUUUGUUUGGUCCAAUAAACCUUUGAAUAGUUUA
This is a messenger RNA of Melopsittacus undulatus (budgerigar), 2505 nucleotides long. RefSeq names its product matrix remodeling associated 7 (gene MXRA7). Lineage: Eukaryota; Metazoa; Chordata; Aves; Psittaciformes; Psittaculidae. The transcript is spliced from 6 exons. Bases 79 to 750 code for a protein of 223 amino acids. The record is from RefSeq and is a predicted model, not a curated record.